UCGACUUCCCGGCGUGUUGGCGUUCGAGAAAAAACGGAUCUGGAAAAUGCCCAAAAGCAGCUGGAACUCAAACAUUGUAAUGAAAAGUGGCCAGGGCAACGAAAUAGUACCAAAAAUUAAGCACAUGUGGAGGAAAUAAUCUAAAUUUCAGAAAUAGUUUCUUUACUUUAUAUUGCAAUGUAAAAGAGAAUAUUUUUGGUAAUCGUAUUUAUUGAAUGCAAAACAUCUUAAACUUCAUUUCGAGAUCUCCCGAAUUCGUAUUGUACCCCUUUGAAUGUAACCAUUACAGAGAUGAGUAAGUGAGACCCUGAUCCGGGGUCGAACAUAAAUUAGGAACCUCAAAUUGCAGGCCGAGAUUCGAAAUUGCAGUGGGAGAUGGCAGAUGGGCUUGGGCAAGAAGCUCGCUCUUUAAUUAAUUCUUAGAACGGGUUUCAAGUAAAUACCCCUGGACCCAUAUUGUACAUAUGGUGUGUAUGUAAGCGAGUGUCUGGAUGCUGGACAAUAACCGCUGUCUUUCCUUACUCACAAUCAAUUCAAAGUCAGCUUCCCAUCCAGACAGCAGCAUGUUCAAGAUUAUCAUCGUCUUCCUGGCCCUUUCCAUGGCCGUCGUUCUGAGUGCUCCGGUGGAGCACGGCUCAUCCACCACCCAGCCACCGGUGGCAAUUCUCGAAUCAUCUCACGAAAAGCACGAGGACGGAUCGUAUACCUUCUCCUACCUCGGCGAGGAUGGCACCCACAGACAGGAGGAGGCCGUGGUCAGGAACCAGGGCACUGAGAACGAGUACCUGGAGAUCAGCGGCUCCUACUCUUACUUCGAUGCCAAUGGGCAGGAGGUGACCGUCAACUACAAGGCCGAUGACCACGGAUUUGUGCCCGAGGGCGGAGCAAUCCUACCCCAGAUUUCGCUGGCCGCCAAGCAGGUCAGCGAACAGGUGUCCCAGCCAGAUCUUGAUUACGAUAAGCCUCCUAAGGUCCAAUAA
This is a messenger RNA of Drosophila teissieri, 980 nucleotides long. It is a transcript of the gene Cpr78E, whose product is annotated as larval cuticle protein 1. Gene Ontology annotation, cellular component: chitin-based extracellular matrix. The record is from RefSeq and is a predicted model, not a curated record. Lineage: Eukaryota; Metazoa; Arthropoda; Insecta; Diptera; Drosophilidae. Bases 492 to 980 code for a protein of 162 amino acids. The transcript is spliced from 3 exons. Gene Ontology annotation, molecular function: structural constituent of chitin-based larval cuticle.